GCAUCAUCCUCAUCAGACAAUGUCGCGAGCCAAUUGCCCCGCAGCCGCAGGCAUAUAAACAAGGACCAGUCCGUUUCACGAGCUUAUUCACUCAUUCACAUCACUCGGAAUCAUUUUCAUGUUCUUUAUUGCACUGUAUCAUCGUCUUCAACAUCUCCAGCCCCAGCUCAGAGUCUCAACCAACGCACUCAUUCAUGGCAUCUUCCUCACCCACCGCAAUCUCACAUCUUUUCACACCCAAAACGAUCCUUACCCAAACCCCACUUCUCCUUCCUCUCCCUCCGAGUGCACCUCCAUCGUCCAAAGAGUCUGCUCUCUGGUUUGCGAAUCUUAUAGCAAUCGAGAAAACACCCACUCUCCCAAAUUGAGACUGCCCGUCGAUAUCGAGAAAUUGACUCCAGAACAGUGCAUCACCGUCGUGGCUUCUCUGGCCGAUGAGGCGGGCUCAAUGGCCGCUUUGGGUUUCUUUCAUCGCGCAAUCGAAUGCCCGAAAUUUAGGAACUUUAUGCGGCUUUACAUAGUUUCAUCAAUGUGCUUGAUGAGGAAUGAGAAUUUUGAGAGGGCCCACGAAGUCCUACACUGCAUGGUCAAGAAUUUUGGCGAGAUUGGGAUGUUGAAGGAGGCUGUAGAUAUGGUUUUUGAGAUGUGUAACCAAGGAUUGGUUUUUACUCCGAGGACUUUGAACUGCAUUGUUAUUGUUGCCGGGAGAGGGGGGCGUAUAGAGAUCGCUGAGAAGGUGUUUGAGGAAAUGUGCGAAAGAGGUCUUUGUCCAGAUGCUUUGUGUUUUAAGUCGAUGGUUGUUGCUUACUGUAGGUUAGGGAGAGCUGUGGAUGCGGAUAGAUGGAUGAGCGCAAUGCUGGAAAAGGGUUUUAUCGUGGACAAUGCGACCUGUACAUUAAUUAUGGUCUCAUUGAUCCAUGGUCUCUGUACCAAGGGGUGGACUGAAAAGGCAUUCAGGCUUUUCUUGAAACUUGUGAGGAGUGACACCUACAAGCCAAACGUGCAUACGUAUACAGUUAUGAUCACGGGAUACUGCAAAGAGGAAAAACUGAGUCGCGCCGAGAUGCUUCUGAAUAGGAUGCAGGAACAAGGAUUGGCCCCGAAUGCUCAAACUUAUACUUCUCUCAUUGAUGGGUAUUGCAAAGCAGGCAAUUUCACACGUGCUUAUGAGUUGAUGGGAGUCAUCAAGAACAACGGACUCUCACUUGGCAUGGCUACAUACAAUUCAGUCAUUGAUGGACUCUUUAAAAAGGGAGAGGUUCGAGAAGCAUAUAAAUUGCUGGAUGAAGGAGUGAGAGCUGGACUCUCUGCAGAUUUGGUGACCUAUACUAUUCUCAUAUCAGACUGUUGCAGGCGCAAUGACACCCAAUGCAAGCAAAAGAGGAUGAAAGAAAGCGAAAAGCUUUUUGACGAUGCGAUUAGAUUAGAUUUGGUUCCUACCAAGGAAACUCUCACAUCAAUGAUAUCUGGAUACUGCAGAGAUAAAAAUAUCACUUCGGCUAUGAAGUUCUUCCAUAGGAUGGGAGAAUAUGGUUGCGCACCUGACAGUCUUGCUUAUGGUGCUCUGAUUAGUGGUCUAUGCAAGGAGUCAAUGCUAGAUGAGGCCAGAAACCAGUAUCAUUCAAUGAUGGAUAAAGGAAUCACUCCAUGUGAAGUCACACGGUUAACAAUAGCGUAUGAGUUUUGCAAGAAGGAUGACCCUUCCACUGCAAUGGUCCUCUUAGAUGGACUAGACAAGAAAUUAUGGACUCAUGAAGGCCGGGCAGAAAAGCUGGAGGUGGAGAAUGCCCAGCUAAAGGCUGAGCUGGAGAGGGAGCGCUCCGACCAGGCUGUUCACGCCACUACUUGGGCUGCGCAGAAACCGAAGAAGUUUGCGAAAACCGAAGAAGUUUGCUGCCAGGAGGUCGGCAUCCGGUUCUUCCAAGUGUCUCAGCAACUGAUUGAUGACAUUGGGAUCUUUGGGUUUGGGACCAGUCAGUACCAAAAGCACCGUGGGUUGUAUGGGAUCUUAAGCAACCGGCUGCAGGAUUUUGACCCGGUCGUUCGAACUCACAAUCUCUUUGGUCACGAUCGAGCUGUAUCUACCCGGUCUAACACAUCUCACCAUUUUUUCUACCCGAGUAGGAAAUAAGCCACCCUGGUGGGUUUUGACAGAGCAUGCCCGGGCUAUGCUUCAAAGUUGAUCAUGUGAGUCAUUUCUUCCUUCACCCGGGUGAAUAAGAGCUCUAGUCCUCC
Cuscuta campestris is the source of this 2235-nucleotide messenger RNA. NCBI's taxonomy places the organism in Eukaryota, Viridiplantae, Streptophyta, Magnoliopsida, Solanales, Convolvulaceae. The record is from the annotation of a GenBank genome assembly.